AUGUGGUCCUCAAGUCCACCCAGUCUCAGCACAGACAUGCUGUUUUCCCUACAUUUAGAGCUUGUGUCUCAAGGUUGAACAGCUCAGUGAGGAGUUGGACCAGGUCGUUGAGAACUCAGAGCAGGCGGAUGAGCGAGACAAGGAGCCAGCCCAAGUCCAAGGUGCAGGGGUCUUGCCAGUGAAGCCUGGUGACAGCAGACACAGCUCUUCACCUUAGCCGUGGCUAGUCAGUGUGAGCGAGUGGACGGAGCCCUCUUGGCUCCGGCUCCUUGGGUGUGGACAGCGAAUCUGCCUCCAGCAGCAUCCGCUUCAGCAAGGCCUGCCUGAAGAACGUCUUCUCAGUUCUGCUCAUCUUCAUCUACCUGCUGCUCAUGGCUGUGGCUGUCUUCCUGGUCUACCAGACCAUCACAGACUUCCGAGAAAAGCUCAAGCACCCUGUGAUGUCUGUGUCUUACAAGGAGGUGGACCGCUACGAUGCUCCAGGGAUCGCCCUAUACCCUGGGCAGGCUCAGCUGCUCAGCUGUAAGCACCACUAUGAGGUCAUCCCACCUCUUGCCAGCCCUGGCCAGCCAGGAGACAGGAACUGCACCACCCAGAGGAUCAAUUACACCCAUCCCUUCUCCAAUCACACCAUGCAGUCCGCCCUGAUUGUCCAGGGGCCACAGGAAGUGAAGAAGCGGGAGCUGGUGUUUCUCCAGUUCAGCCUGAACCAGAGCAACGAGGACUUCAGUGCCAUUGACUACCUCCUCUUCUCCUCUUUCCACGAGUUCAUGCAAAGCCCAGACAAAGCGGGCUUCAUGCAGGCCUGUGAGAGUGCCUACUCCAGCUGGAAGUUCUCAGGAGGCUUCCGCACCUGGGUCAAGAUGUCGUUGGUGAAGACCAAAGAGGAGGACGGCCGAGAAGCUGUCGAGUUCCGGCAAGAGACCAGUGUGGUUAAUUACAUUGACCAGAGGCCGGCUGCCGAGAAGAGUACUCAGUUAUUCUUUGUGGUCUUUGAAUGGAAAGAUCCCUUCAUCCAGAAGGUCCAGGAUAUCAUCACGGCCAAUCCCUGGAACACCAUUGCACUCCUCUGCGGGGCUUUCCUUGCCUUAUUUAAAGCAGCAGAGUUUGCCAAACUAAGCGUGAAGUGGAUGAUCAAAAUCAGGAAACGAUACCUAAAAAGAAGAGGCCAGGCAACAAACCACAUAAGCUGAAGCCGCCAAGACACUCCAAACCGACGGAAGCCUUAUUCUCCCGCUGACAAACCGAGCCACCAGCAAUCCUGUACUCACUUGAAGGGACCUUGCAGGGAAGGACAGUCUUUCAAACUGGAUGGUCAAACCUGGCCCAGGAGGCUGUUCGAGCCCACAGGCAAACAUCCAAUGACUAGCCUGAAACUUAUUUAAGUACUUAAAUUAUUAACAGACAUUUUACAGAGCUGUCUAGUGCCUUGGAGGGGGUUUGUGGAAGGCAGCUUCUUCCUAUUUGUUCAUUAAAUAGUUAAGCUCCCUCUUUACCUUAGUUUUUUUUUUUUUUUUUAAAGUGGACAGAUAUGCCCUGUAUACAAAAUUCCUCAUGACUUUUACACAUCUACUAUUGUUACUUAACAACUUGUCAGAGUCUAGAUGAGACUUUUUUUUAAAUGUAGCCCUGGUGGAACUCAUUGUUUAGACCAGGCCUGCCUCUGCCUUCCCAUUGCUGAGAAUAAAAGCCAGUACCACAGUGCCUGGUCUUACAUGAGACUUUAAAGGCUACUAGAAACUAGUGAUGACAUUUGUGAUGGGCUGUGUUGACGGAGGUGUGAGCUCAGUAGUCACUGCUGGAAGCACUUGCACAGAUGUAUAUAGUAGGCGCCUACUUAGUGUACCUUGAUUUUAUUAACAGGUAAAUAAAGUUGGGCUAGUACAAAAGGAGUGAGUGUGAAUACCCAGUAAACCAACAGGUGUCAGUACUGGACGUGUUCACACUGUGACCACCAACCCAAACGGCACCACAGCGGCUCUGCCUCAAGGUGUGUAAUACUGGACGUGUUCACACUGUGACCACCAACCCAAACGGCACCACGGCGGCUCUGACCCGAGCUAUGUCACCACUGCUUCCAGGGAAGGUAAGCUGGACGUACCACACUAUGAAUAAGCUGCUUAGUAGGUCACUGUGUCCUAAAGAAACACCCAAAAUGGUGGCCUUUAAGGCUUUGACAAAUAGCACUUAUAUAAACCCAAGCCCUGUCUUUUCCAAAUUGUGUGUCCAGAGGGAAUAUGGUAACAUUCAAAGAAUUCACAAUUAGGCCUUGGGGAAUCUGAAGGGAACUGCUCACAUGUAUAAGUUAGGCAUUUCUGUCUCCAAAUUUAGCAGCAAGAAACUGUUUUGGCUGAAUCUCUAGAAAUAAACUUGUAUAAUGAAAUAUC
Peromyscus californicus insignis is the source of this 2387-nucleotide messenger RNA. RefSeq names its product proton activated chloride channel 1 (gene Pacc1). The record is from RefSeq and is a predicted model, not a curated record. Gene Ontology annotation, cellular component: cell surface. Lineage: Eukaryota; Metazoa; Chordata; Mammalia; Rodentia; Cricetidae. Bases 372 to 1193 code for a protein of 273 amino acids. The transcript has 9 exons.